AUGGCGCCACGACGGAGCGCCGCCGACACCGCCGAAGCGGACCGGAGCCGGCUGCAGGAGAUGGGGUACAAGCAGGAGCUCAAGCGCGGGCUCAGCUUGGCGUCCAACGCCGCCUUCUCCUUCUCCAUCAUCUCCGUGCUCAUGGGCGUCACGGCGACCUACAACACGGGGCUGCGCUACGGCGGGCCGGUGUCCAUGACGCUCGGGUGGUUCGUUGUGUCCUUCUUCAACGGCUGCGUCGCCCUGUCCAUGGCGGAGAUCUGCUCCGCCUACCCGACCUCCGGCGGGCUCUACUACUGGAGCGCCAAGCUCGCCGGCAAGAACUGGGCGCCUUUUGCUUCCUGGAUCACCGGCUGGUUCAACAUCGUGGGACAGUGGGCUGGUACAACGAGCGUGGACUUCUCUCUCGCACAGCUUAUCCAGGUUAUCAUUUUGCUCGGCACCGGCGGCGCCAACGGCGGCGGCUACAUGGCCUCCAAGUACGUCGUCUUGUCCAUCUACGCUCUCAUCCUCUUCCUACAUGGGCUCAUCAACAACCUUCCCAUCCACUGCUUGUCCUGGUUCGGCCACCUUGGCGCUUUCUGGAAUAUCGCAGGUAUCUUAGUGUUGGCGAUCCUGAUUCCGGCUGUUGCCAAGGAGAGGGCGAGUGUUGGGUUCAUCUUCACACACUUCAACACUGACAAUGGCAUGGGGAUCCAUAGCAAGGUCUAUAUUCUAGCCGUGGGGUUGUUGAUGAGCCAGUACUCGGUGCUCGGUUAUGACGCAUCUGCUCACAUGACUGAAGAAACCAAGAAUGCCGACAGAAGCGGCCCAAUCGGGAUCAUCACUGCGGUGGCUCUCUCGUCGAUCUUCGGGUGGAUUUACUUGGUUGCUCUCACGUCUGUGGUGAUAGACAUACCAUAUCUCCUUAGCCCCGACAAUGAUGCCGGCGGGAACGCUAUCGCCCAGGCUCUCUACUCAACGUUUCGUUUGAGGUUCGGCAGUGGGGCGGGAGCAGUUGCCUGCCUCGUUGUCAUAGCCGUUGCCAUGUUCCUCUGCGGGCUAGCAUCCAUCACCAGCAAUUCAAGGAUGGGGUAUGCCUUCUCCCGAGACGGGGCGAUGCCGUUCUCGCACUUGUGGUACCGGGUGAGCAAGCACGAGGUGCCACUGAACAUGGUUUGGCUCUCCGUCCUCGUGGCAUUUGUUAUGGCCCUCACGUCGUUGGGAAGCCAGGUAGCUUUCCAAGCCAUGGCGUCGAUUGCGACGAUAGGGUUGUACAUCUCCUACGCGCUGCCCAUUUUCUUCCGGGUGACAACGGCUCGGAAGUCCUUCAUUCGGGGACCUUUCCAUCUUGGCAGGUAUGGGCUCAUCGUCGGCUGGACUGCUGUUCUCUGGGUGGCCUUCGUCACGGUGCUCUUUUCUUUGCCGGUGGCGUACCCAGUGGCAAAGGACGACUUCAACUACACUCCAGUGGCCGUGGGAGGCGUGCUACUACUUAGUGUCGGUUCCUGGGUGUUCCAUGCUCGGUUUUGGUUCAAGGGGCCUAUCAUAAAUGUCGAAAUAUAGUGCUAGAAGUAGAC
This is a messenger RNA of Lolium rigidum, 1559 nucleotides long. Its product is annotated as amino-acid permease BAT1 homolog. The transcript is spliced from 7 exons. Gene Ontology annotation, molecular function: gamma-aminobutyric acid transmembrane transporter activity; L-lysine transmembrane transporter activity; L-glutamate transmembrane transporter activity. Gene Ontology annotation, cellular component: membrane. The record is from RefSeq and is a predicted model, not a curated record. Lineage: Eukaryota; Viridiplantae; Streptophyta; Magnoliopsida; Poales; Poaceae. Gene Ontology annotation, biological process: gamma-aminobutyric acid transport; transmembrane transport. The coding region runs from base 1 to 1545 and encodes 514 amino acids.